Molecule: messenger RNA, 4038 nt
Organism: Parasteatoda tepidariorum (common house spider)
Lineage: Eukaryota; Metazoa; Arthropoda; Arachnida; Araneae; Theridiidae
Product: phosphoenolpyruvate carboxykinase, cytosolic [GTP]
Biological process (GO): response to lipid; gluconeogenesis; cellular response to glucose stimulus
Cellular component (GO): cytosol
Molecular function (GO): manganese ion binding; phosphoenolpyruvate carboxykinase (GTP) activity; GTP binding
Source: RefSeq, a predicted model, not a curated record
CUUUAUCUAAUACGAUAAAACAUUUUUAAAUGUAAAAAUUUUCUUCUUUCUAAACGCGCCUAGAAAUGAAAUGGACUGUGACACGUUCUAAAACAUCUCAACUCUGCUAUAUUCCGGUUAUUUCGUCCUCCAGCUUGUCUGGUUUUUUGAACCUUGUUAGUUUUGAGUUAGUCUUGAAGUUAGCUAGUACCGUAAUUUGAAUGUCUUCGUUAUAGUUAUUUCAUCUCAUCUUUUUCUGUCCUCUGUCUUAAGUUAUUUUAUUCAUUCAAUAUGCCAAAAAUUUUUCUGAAAGUGAGCCGUUAUGGCUCUUUACUGGUCAAAAAUGUGCCACAAUUAUCACUUAAAAGCCAGGUUCUACAAAGUGGUAUUAGGAACUUAAGUGUAGUCCAUGGUGACCUAAGUAGGCUAAAUGAAAGUGUUAGGAGUUACAUUGAAGAAAAGGCUAGAUUAUGUCAACCAGACAAUCUCCAUAUCUGUGAUGGUAGUGAAUCAGAGAAUGAUUAUCUUCUAAAUCUCAUGAUGAAACAGGGAAUGGUGACACCUUUACCCAAAUAUGAAAACUGCUGGCUUGCUCGCACUGAUCCAGCAGAUGUUGCUAGAGUUGAGAGCUUAACAUUUAUGUCCACCCCCAAUAAGAGUGACACUGUCCCCACUCCAAAAGAAGGAAUCAAAGGAACUUUAGGUAACUGGCUAUCGCCUUCAGAUAUGGAGAAAGCAUUCGGUGAAAGGUUUCCCGGUUGCAUGAAAGGUCGUACUAUGUAUGUUAUACCCUUCAGCAUGGGACCCAUAGGUUCACCUCUGUCUAAGAUAGGAAUUCAAUUGACUGAUUCUCCAUAUGUUGUUGCCUGUAUGAGGAUAAUGACUCGUAUGGGUGCUACGGUGCUUAAAGUUCUUGGAAAUGAUGAGUUUGUUAAGUGCUUGCAUUCCGUUGGGCAGCCUUUGCCUACUAAAAAACCACCUAUAAAUAAUUGGCCAUGUAACCCUCAAAAGACUAUCAUUGCACACAUUCCAGACAACAGUGAAAUUUGCUCGUUCGGCAGCGGGUAUGGUGGAAACUCCCUUCUUGGCAAAAAGUGUUUUGCUUUAAGGAUUGGUUCCAUUCUUGCAAAAAGAGAAGGAUGGUUGGCUGAGCACAUGCUGAUUCUGGGUAUUACAAAUCCACAAGGUGUGAAAAAAUAUAUUGUGGCUGCUUUUCCAAGUGCCUGUGGAAAAACUAAUCUGGCUAUGUUAACUCCAACCUUGCCUGGCUACAAAGUAGAAUGUGUUGGAGAUGAUAUCUGCUGGAUGCGGUUUGACGAAAAUGGGCAGCUGAGAGCCAUUAAUCCAGAAUAUGGCUUCUUUGGUGUAGCUCCUGGGACGUCAAUGAAAACGAACCCAAAUGCCAUGCUGACCAUUCAAAAGAAUACAGUGUUUACUAAUGUUGCUGAAACCCAUGAUGGGGGAGUGUUCUGGGAAGGCUUAGAGGAGGAAACUCCUUCAAAUGUUAAAAUAACAUCUUGGUUAGGAAUGGAGAAUUGGACUCCGGAAGUAGGAAAACCAUCUGCUCAUCCUAAUUCCAGGUUUUGUGCCCCUGCCAAGCAGUGCCCAAUAAUGGAUCCUGCUUGGGAAGAUCCCAAAGGUGUUCCUGUUAGUGCUAUUGUAUUUGGUGGCAGGAGACCUAAAGGAGUACCUCUUAUAUAUGAAGCAUUUAACUGGAGGCACGGUGUUUUUAUUGGUGCAGCCAUGAGAUCUGAAGCAACAGCUGCUGCUGAACAUAAAGGUAAAGUGAUAAUGCAUGAUCCAUUUGCAAUGCGUCCAUUCUUUGGUUACAACUUUGGCAACUAUUUGAAUCAUUGGCUUAGUUUUGGCAGCAAUCAGGGCCUAAAGCUUCCUAGAAUAUUUCACGUAAACUGGUUUAGGAAGGAUGAAAACAACAAGUUCUUGUGGCCAGGAUUUGGGGAAAACAGCAGAGUUUUGGACUGGAUAUGUCGUAGAGUUGAUGGAGAAGACAUUGGCCAGAAAACUGCCAUUGGCUACAUACCUAAAGAGGGAACAAUGAAUUUUUCUGGUCUGUCAGAAUCUGUGGAUGCUAAGGCUCUGUUCAGCAUUCCCAAAGAAUUUUGGCUCCAAGAAUGCAAAGAAGUUGAAAAGUACUUUAGCGAGCAAGUUCCCCAUGAUUUACCAAAGGAAAUAAAGGAAGAGCUUAAUUUGUUGGAGGAGCGUGUGAAAAAUAUGUGAUUUCAAAAGAAAAGAAAUAUUUUUAUUGAACUUUAAAAAUAGGCAGCACAAUUUUUUUUUAAAUCCUAAAGAAAUAUAUAUAUCUAGGUUCAAUCCUUUUAAGAUAGUGAAAUGGUAUUUAUUUGAAUGUAUGUGGUCUAUUCAAUAGCAUGAAAGUUUCACCAUUUUUUCUCUCGUUAUUGUUCAUAUAUCAUUUCAAAGAGUCUUAUAUAUAUAUUACAGAUUAAGAUAUUUUUUUAGCUUUUUACUCGUUAAUUUGUAUUAUGCUUUUCUUUUUUUUUUUAAUUUUCAUUUGCAUUUUUUCAUUUUUUAUUUUUACAUCAUCAAAGUAGUUUCAAAAUUUUCUUUUAAAAAACUUGACUGAAUGGAUUAGUAAUUUGGAUAACUGCAUAAGUGUUUUUUGUUUUUGAAAAAAUUGCUUAAUUUUAUUAAAUGCUCAUUCUUAAAUAAAAUAAAACUUUUUUUUUUAUGUGUGAUUUGCUUUUAAUAGUUUAUUUUGUAUGUGCUAAUCAGUUUUUUUUUUAAAUUUUUAUUUUAGUUUUAACUUUAUUUUUUUCUGCUUUUAUACUUAUUUUGUAAAAAAAAAAGUUUUUGUUUUUAAGCUUCAUAUGUCUUUUAUUACCAAUUUAUUGCCAAUUCUAUCUUAAACUAAUCAAUUUAUUCAAGAGUCGAUAUUAAAUUUUUGAUUUACGUAAACAUUAUUCUUGUAUAAAACAACUUUCAAUUUCCUUUUUUAAAAAUAUAUAAGAAUAAAGCUGUUUGAUUACUUUUUUUAAAAGCAAAUAACUAUUUCAGCUUUACCAAAUUUUAUGCAAUUAAAUUGACACUCUCAUUCCAACAAGUUUCUUUAAAAAAUUAUUUAUUAAUAAUAUAAAUGCAAUAAUAAACAAUAAAAUAAAUAAUAAAUUUAUAUUAAAUAAAGCAGUGAUAUCUAUUUUUAAGUAUGUACUAUUUUAGCUUAACCAAAUGUGACAUUACAUUAUAAAAUGUGCAGUUAACAAAUCCUUUUUAUUAAAAAAUAUAUAUUGCUAAAUAAAUAAAUUUUUAUGUGAACUUAAAGAUUUUCUUUCAGUAUUAGGUCAGAAAUAUAUUUUAUUUGUGCCAAAAUUUUUUUUAGUGUUCUUAACUAAUUAUAAUUGAUCUAGUAAUCUGCUAAUGUAUAGUUUAAUCUCUAUUCCUAAAUGAUUUAUUGAUAAAAGGCCUACAAUAAAUUUAGCUAAAUUAUUUUAAUUUAAUACAAAUGAAUUUCUUAAUAUAGGAUAUUUUAAUUUAUGUGAAAUUGUGUGUUUUAAAUAAUUUUAUCCAUGUGCUCAAUACCUAUGAAUUGUAAUAAAUUCUACUUUGCUCAUUAUUUACAAAAUAUAUCUUAGAACUUACUUUAGAUAUUAAAUUUUUUUUUGAUAAAUCAUAAUUUAUUGACCGAGCUUUUAGUUUGUUUUACUUUUGUAAAUAAUUUGUAGAAAUUAAUUUAGCCAUUUCAUUUUAUGGUUAAAAAUUAUUCAUACAUUCCUUGUUGUAGAGUUAAAAUCAUGUACUUUGUUUUUAUUUUUAAAUUUUAGUUGUGUAUUUGUGUAUGUUUUUAAUUUUACAUUUUUGAAAGAAGAAAAUGAGCUUGGUAUAAAUAAAAUGAGAGAUUAAGAGCAAUAAAGUUAAUUUAAUCUUAGAAGACUUUUUUUUUUCUUCUCAAAAAAAAUAGCUUGCCGUUUUAAUCUAUAAUACUGUUUUUAAAUGUUACGGUUAAAUUGGUCUCAUUUUUAUUGUGUAAAAUAUAAACUUUGUUAUGUAAUAGAUUUUGAAUAAAAUGUGCUUUAGUUUGAUAAA